AUGAGUUUCCGUAACACCAUUGCAAAGCCUCUGUAUCGGCGAACUGACCGUCAGGGGCAGUUUGUCAUAGGGCAAAGGACCGAGGCAGAAUCGCCAAUCUAUCAGCCACAGUGGCGAUGGCAGAGACUCUGCAGGGUUGUACAAGUGGCCAUUUGUAAACUAGGAUUCGCUUCACUAUCACCUUCUUGUUGCAGGGCCCUCGCUGGAUUCGAGGAGACUCUUGUCGCAUUUGAACCUUCAAUUGGUGCAAUAGAGAUUCAGGAUGCCGUCAUUUUGCGCGACGAUUCCGAUCCCUUUGGCAUCGCCAUUGCCGCUGGCAGCCUAGUAGAUGACUUUGAGCAGAUCACUGGGACACGACCGUCAGUGAGGGCCUGGGCAGGCGAUAACAGCACGACUAGUGAGGUAAAAAUUGCGUCAGAAUCAGCUAUCAUUGCCGCGACGGUUGAUUCCCCGCUGAUGCGACAGUUGGAGAGUUCAAGGAAACUGAACUUGAGCAGCAUCCGGGGCAAAUGGGAAACGUUUGAAACGACUCUUGUGGCGCAACCAUUUCCAGGCGUCCAAAACGCCCUGGUAAUUGCAGGAAGCGACAUGCGAGCUGUGAUCUUCGGUAUCUUCACCUUGUCUGAACAGAGUGGCCAAUCACCUCUAUACUGGUGGAAUGAUGUGCCUGCGAAAAAGCAUGAUAAAAUCUACGCCAUCAACAAGACGCUCACGUUUGGCGAGCCCACCGUCAAAUAUAGAGGUAUCUUUAUUAAUGACGAGGCGCCAGCCUUGACGAGUUGGUGGGCUCAACGAUCACGCCGAGAAGACUACACCUUUGAUUCCGAGUUUUACGAGCGCGUCUUUGACCUCCUGCUGCGCCUAAGAGCCAAUCUCAUUUGGCCGGCUAUGUGGGGAAGUUUUGUUCCAGCUCCUGGCCGCAUCUUCUUUACAGACGAUCCUGGGAACAUGGCUUUGGCAAACGAUUAUGGUAUCGUCGUCUCAACAAGCCACCAUGAACCCAUGCAAAGAGCAUCGAAUGAAUGGAAGCAAAGUAAGAAUGGGGCUUGGGACUGGGUCGCUAAUAAGGGCAAUGUCGUCGAAUUUAUGCGCGAAGGUGUUCGAAGAGCAGGCGGGAACGACACAUACUUCACCCUCGGCAUGCGUGGAGAGAACGAUGGGCCUAUCCAGGCCGAUGACCCCAUAGCUGUUUUGAGAGAAGUCUUUGCUGUCCAACGAAAUAUUCUCGCCAGCUUCUACGGAAACGAAACGGCUGCUCGACAAAUCUGGACUAUCUACAAGGAGGUUGCAACUUAUUACGCAGCUGGUCUUGAGCCACCUGAAGACGUCACACUGAUGUUCACGGACGAUAACUGGGGUAAUGUUCAGAAGCUUCCAAACGCCAAGGAACUUGGCAGAUCGGGUGGUAUCGGACCCAAGAUAUACAAGGAACUCUUCCAAGCUGCGCAGGCAGGGGUGAAUCGCAUCUGGGUUUUCAAUGUUGGCGACAUAAAGCCAGUCGAACUCCCGCUGAAUAUGGCCAUGGAUCUUGCGUGGAACGCCACCCGCUUUGAUCUGGAUUCAUUGCCCGAUUAUCUCCAGUCUUUAGCUGCCCGCGACUUUGAUCUCGAGCAUUCCGAAGUUAUUGCUUCUGCCUGGCUGGCAUAUAGUCACCUGGUCGGCAUGCGGAAAUUCGAGAUGCUUGAGCCAACUACGUAUUCGAUAACCAAUUAUGAGGAAGCUGACCGCAUUCUUGGAGCGUGGAAAGCUCUAGCUGACAGAGUCAGAGCGAUUGAGGCCAGCUUGCCACAAACACAUCGCGAUGCAUUCUUCCAUUCGUCAACAUAUGCCGCCGUCGCUGGCUACAAUUAUCACGCUAUUCUCAUCGGGCAGGGCAAAAACCGUCAAUAUAGCUUUGAGCGGCGGAAUUCUGCUAAUGCAAUUGCGUAUGAUCUUAUCGAGCGCUUCGAGUAUGACCAUGACCUCACUAUUGAAUAUGACGCCAUUGCCGGCGGCAAAUGGAGAGGCAUCAUGUCCACUCCAAAGUUCGAUAUGAGCACCGCCGACUGGCGGCCAUCUUCCAGAGAUGUCAUGGCAAACCUGUCCUUUGUACAACUUCGUCAAGAUUUUGACUACGCUUUCGGUAAUUUAGGCAUCUACGUCGAGCAGUCGCGAGCUCCGUAUCUUCAAGGCCGUAUCUGCGCUUCUAUCAACCCUUCAAAACCUACCAAGGAUGGUUUGUCGCCCAUGAUGCGGCCUAUGGAACCUCAUGGCCCUGCUUUCCGAUGGAUAGAUUUGUUCCACCGUGGCGACCACCGGAGACCCAUAAGAUGGUCCAUCAGCGUGCCAGAACCUUGGAUCAAUGUUUCCCAGGUAUCAGGGGAGGUCUCAGGGUCGAAGCCCGAAGAACGAGUUCAUAUCAGUAUAAAUUGGGAAUUGGUCCCGGCUACGUAUAAUCAAACGGUCCAGCUACGAGUGUUUUAUGGGCCUCCUGCCCACUUCGACGACGUCCACUUGCCUGUCAUCAACAUACGGGCUCUGAAGGAUUUUGCAGGUUUUCCUGAAGUGGAUGGCAUCAUCUCAAUAGAGGCGCCCCAUUAUCAACGGUCGUCCCUAACGCAGGAUACUGGUCGAAACAUUGGAUUCAAGGUUAUGCCAAGACUGGCCAGCCGCUCCGAAUCUGGAUCCGUUGCUCUAAGACCCUACCAAGCCGCUAUAGAGUCCGAAAGCGAGUCAAAAGCUUCUUGGUUGGAGUAUGACAUCUUUAUUCUGGGAAAUGCCACGCGGCGUGCCGUCAAUGCCACCAUAUACAUCAAUGGCGCACUCGACACCCGUGCCAAUAAGCCCAUGCUAUGCUCUCUCAGUCUUCAAAACGAGAGCAAACCCGCAAAUGACUUCUUCAAGAUCCUUGGGACGCCAGAAAAAGCUGGUGAUACUCCACCUGAGUGGAAUGCCGAGGUUGCGAACGGUGUCUGGACGCGGACGCUACAGCUAGGCAGCCUCAGCCCAGGUAAACAUAUUUUGCGAUGGCAAGUCAACUCUCCAGAGGUGUAUCUGGAGAAAAUCGUCUUAGCUACUCAGGGCAGGCUACCAGAGACAAGCUUGGGCCCGCCUGAAACUUCAAGGCUUUAA
This is a messenger RNA of Fusarium oxysporum Fo47, 3111 nucleotides long. RefSeq lists its product as uncharacterized. NCBI's taxonomy places the organism in Eukaryota, Fungi, Ascomycota, Sordariomycetes, Hypocreales, Nectriaceae. The transcript is spliced from 5 exons. The record is from RefSeq and is a predicted model, not a curated record. Bases 1 to 3111 code for a protein of 1036 amino acids.